GUCUGUGUUGAGUUGCUCUGCUGAAUAUACUGACAUACGUAUAGAUCCCUCUCAACACAACCCAGAUCAAACGACCAUCUCUUCAUUUUUCUCCCAUACCGCAAUGACAACAUCAACUCCGGCCUCCACCUCAACUCAACCCGCCCAAACCACCAGCACAAUUACACUCACAUCCUCACAAUCAUCUCAACCUCAACCUCAAUCCCAAUCUACCACCGAUGACUCCACCGUAACCUGGGAACACCUCGAACAUGCGCCUGCGUCCCCGAAAUGUACUGAUCAUUCUAUCGAACAAGUAUCCCGUCUUCCGGGGGGAGGUAAUCAUCGAGAUACAGCUGCAGCUACAACUGCAAUAGAUAGCGGAAUGCAGCAUCAUGAUGUGCCUGUGUCGAGGAAUGCGCCGGCCAUUAGCGUUUUUCCGCCUUCUGCUACUAGGGAUGAGAGGUAGAGGACGCUGGUCAUGUUGGUUGUGGGGUUUGCUUGAGGUUUCUUUUCUGUCGAUGUGUGGUUGUGGACGCUCUGAAGGACGGGUGGAGUUCAGGUAUGGAUGAUACGCUAGGUUCAGGAACGGUGUUUAUUGUUAGUGUUA
This is a messenger RNA of Aspergillus ibericus CBS 121593, 589 nucleotides long. RefSeq lists its product as uncharacterized. NCBI's taxonomy places the organism in Eukaryota, Fungi, Ascomycota, Eurotiomycetes, Eurotiales, Aspergillaceae. The record is from RefSeq and is a predicted model, not a curated record. The transcript has a single exon. Bases 104 to 448 code for a protein of 114 amino acids.